AUGGAGGAGGCUUCUGCUGAAGGUAAUGCACAGCUGGGGGUUGUAGAGAGGGUGCUCAAGGUUUACUCGACAUAUCCUCCCAAGACCAAAACAUCAUGGAACUCAAACUUCAGUAGUAGAUACCUUUAUAAAGUGGAGAGAGGACGCUACCAGAGAAUAAUCAUGGAUUAG
This is a messenger RNA of Eruca vesicaria subsp. sativa (arugula), 171 nucleotides long. NCBI's taxonomy places the organism in Eukaryota, Viridiplantae, Streptophyta, Magnoliopsida, Brassicales, Brassicaceae. The record is from the annotation of a GenBank genome assembly.